Messenger RNA from Pyrgilauda ruficollis (rufous-necked snowfinch), 3160 nucleotides. RefSeq names its product matrix metallopeptidase 28 (gene MMP28). The transcript has 8 exons. Gene Ontology annotation, biological process: collagen catabolic process; proteolysis; extracellular matrix organization. Gene Ontology annotation, molecular function: zinc ion binding; metalloendopeptidase activity. The coding region runs from base 20 to 1525 and encodes 501 amino acids. Lineage: Eukaryota; Metazoa; Chordata; Aves; Passeriformes; Passeridae. Gene Ontology annotation, cellular component: extracellular matrix. The record is from RefSeq and is a predicted model, not a curated record.
GNNNNGGAGCGGAGCGGGGAUGGCGGCACCGCUGCGGGCCGCCCUGGCGCUGGGGCUGCUGGCGGCCGCUCAGCCCGGCCCGGCCGCGGGGCAGCGCCGGCAGGCAGAGCUCUUCCUGGAGAAAUACGGCUACUUCAGGGAGCGGGGCCCCGGCACACACAGCCCCGCCGAGUUCACCAGGGCGCUGAGGGGUUUCCAGCGGGUGAGCCACCUGCCGCCCAGCGGGGUGCUGGAUGCCGCCACGCUCCAUCAGAUGGCUCUGCCCAGGUGUGGCACGGAUGACGGGCACAGCCGCGCCGCCGGGGCGCCGCCCGCCCGGCGCCGCAGGCGCACGGCACAGCACGGAGGGCGCUGGCCGAAGCGGCAGCUGCGGUACCGCGUGGUGAACUGGCCGUCCUACCUGCCGCAGCACGAGGUGCGCCUGGCCGUCAGAGCCGCCUUCCAGCUCUGGAGCAACGUGUCCUCCCUGCUCUUCUGGGAGGCCCAGGAGGGCCCCGCCGACAUCCGCCUCACCUUCUUCCACGGGGACCACAACGACGGGCUCAACAACGCCUUCGAUGGGCCAGGAGGUGCCCUGGCCCACGCCUUCUUCCCCCGGCGAGGAGAAGCCCACUUUGACAGCGCCGAGCGCUGGUCCCUGCACAGCGGCAAGGGCCGCAACCUCUUCAUCGUGGUGGCCCACGAGGUCGGGCACACGCUGGGGCUGCAGCACUCGCCCGUCAAGAGCGCCCUGAUGUCCCCCUACUACAAGAAGCUCAGCAAGGAUUUUGUCCUCAGCUGGGAUGACAUCUUGGCCAUCCAGAAUUUGUAUGGAAAGCCCUCCAAGGGCUCGGCCGUCCAGCUCCCAGGAAAGGUCUUCACUCACUUCCAGGACUGGAACACAGACCUUUACGGCAGGGACCGACAGCAGAGGAGCCUCAGCACCUAUUACUGCCACUCCUUCUUCGACGCCAUAACCGCCGACGGGGAUCACAACCUCUACAUCUUCAAGGGCAGCCACUACUGGGUGGUGUCAGCCAGUGGCAAUGCCAGUGACCCGCGGCCACUGCAGCCACGCUGGCCCGGCCUCCCCGCCGGCAUCGACGCCUGCGCCUGGUCCCAGCUCACUGGAAAGUUCUACUUCUUCAAAGGCGGCCGCUGCUGGCGCUACGCGGGCUCCUCGCUGGAGGCAGGAUUCCCCCGCAAAUGCAGCGCCCUGGGGCUCCCCCGGCACCCGGACACCGCGCUCUACUUCCAGCAGCUCCGGCGGCUCGUCCUCUUCAAAGGCCUCAAGUACUUCGUGGUGGGCGAGGAGCCGCUGGGCGUGGAGCCCUACUACCCGCGCAGCCUGCGGGACUGGGCCGGGCUGCCCCCGGGCACGGCCGGGGCGCUCGCCCACCGCGACCGCGCCGUCUACUUCUUUCGGGAUGACCGCUACUGGAAAUUCGACCAGGCCAAGCUGCAGGUGGUGGCCACCGGCAAAUGGGCCACGCAGCUCGCCUGGAUGGGCUGCUGGGAUGCCAACAGUGAGCAGGUCCUGUUCUGAGCGCGGUGGGAUGGGAUGGGAUGGAGCGGGGCUCUGCAUCCCCCGGGUGUGACUCCGGGUUCCUGUCGGGAUGCUGGGGCAGGGACUGGCUGCUUGUUGGAGCCGUGGAGCAGCGACCCAGCAGAGCUCGGCUGCAGCUGGGACAGGUGUGGCACAGCCAGGUGGCUGCUGCCUUUGGGACAGUGUUUUUUUUAUAACAGACUGCAGAAAAAUGUAUCAGCCACGGGGACUGCAAACACACCCAUUUCUGUUUACUUUCAGGAUAUUGUUACACGUUUUUCAAGCCAGGACUGGGGUUUGGUGAUGCUGUUUGAUAUCUUUGUUGAUACUUGUUGAUACCUGUCAUUUUCCCACGAUCAGGCAGAAGUGUCUUGCUGCUGCUUGCUUUGGGGUUCAGAUGGUUUUCAGUAACAGACUGAAAAUGUCUCCUGCUUAAAACCAAAAGAAAGGAGACAUUUGGACAAAAAUUUGGGUCGGUGUGGAGCUUUGCCCCUGCUGUUUGUUCAGACCCCGGGCUAUGGAGGGUUGGGGAUGUUUGCUGGGCUGUGCUCACAUCCCAGUGCUCUGCUGAGGCACCAGCUGGAGACACCACCACAGUGGGAUUUUGGGCUGAAAGCAGCGGGGUUUGGUGCAGGAGCCUCUUUGGGGUGGAGAGAAAGGGGGGGCUCAGCUGAGCUGCAGCUCACAGGCAGCAGGAGCAUUGCCUUGGAUGGGUUUGGGGUGCCUGGGUGGGGUCUCCCGUGUCUGACAAGGGCUGUGCUCACCUGGCAGCCCUCACUGUGUGCACAGAAGGUGCCUGUGCUCCGCUGCCUCUGCAAGGGACACGGGAUCAGGGAAUUCCUGACUCCCUGGGCCCCACCCGGAUGAACGGGGGUGACAAAUAACUGGGGGAGGAGGGGAAGAGGAGAGGGUGAGCAGGACAGAGGGACAUGUCUGUGCAUGCAGGCUCCCAGGGACUGUGUGGCUGCAUAUUCCUCAUUCCUUUCCCAAGGCAGACUCCCCACCUGGAAACGCUGCUGGCUCCUGGGCAGGGUCCCCAGUCGUGUCUGCAAAGGGCCAUCGUGUCCCAGGGCUGGGGAUGGACCUCAGCUUCCCAGGGCUGGAAUUCUGAGGCAUUGGUGCUGAGUGAGACAGGGCUCAGCUUUAUGAAAUGAUUUAUUGGAACCAUUUAUGCGGUGGUUCUGCCUGGACUCAGAGCCCAGCACUGCUCUGGUCCUGCUGCACUGUCAGGGUGCUGUGCUGGGGUGCCCUCCUGAUGCCAGCAGCUUCCAGGAUUCCUCUUUCCCUCAUCUUUGCCCUUUCCAGACCUUCCCUGCAGAGCAGGGCUUGCCCUAAGCAGGGUGCCAGGGCUGGUACUUCCGAGGGCUUUCGGUGCUGCCCGAUGCCAGCUGAGCUGUGGGUUUGGCAGGACGGGGAGCCAGCACUCCUCCCAUUCUCCAGAACACUCGUGAGUGAGCCCUUCAUGUGCAGACACAGACACAGGGUCUUCAUCUGCCCAAAACCUCAGGGGACUUUCCACGUUGCCAGAGAAACACACAUUGCCAUAGGAAUUGAAUGACACUGAGGUGACGUGGCCUGCAGGGAGUCCCAAGGGCUUGGAGACCUGACAGCAAAUAAAACCAACCUCUGGAUUUG